Messenger RNA from Lactuca sativa (garden lettuce), 2410 nucleotides. Its product is annotated as plasma membrane, autoregulation-binding site, misato segment II, myosin-like, tubulin/FtsZ protein. Lineage: Eukaryota; Viridiplantae; Streptophyta; Magnoliopsida; Asterales; Asteraceae. The record is from RefSeq and is a predicted model, not a curated record. Gene Ontology annotation, cellular component: cytoplasm. Gene Ontology annotation, biological process: mitochondrion organization.
CAUUUUAAUUCGGUUCGGUCUGGGCCUUUCUUUAAGUAUUAUCUUAACCUCGUCAUUUUGUGCAUAAGUAGAAUCAACCCGAGCGGCCUUACCCGAUUUGGCAAAGCCCAAAUCAUCGCUAAACCCGGUUUUUACUGUCGCAUAUUUUCCAGAUUGCUCCUAUUCACAGCUCCCGCCACAACUUUCUGCUUCUAAACAACCCUAAAUCGAUACAUUCUUUGGUUGAUUGCAGAAAUUUCACUUUCAUUCUUUCCAAUUCUGUCAAAAUCUUCUGUUUGAACUUCCAAACUACCUCCUCCCAUCGCCGACAACCUCUUCCCACCUUCUCUCAUCGUCGACCUCGCACACCCACAAGCUUCCGCAGCGACAAGGCACUGAACCGUCGUGAAGCACCAGGUUCGUUUUUCUCUGAUUUCCUAGAAAUUGAUUGCUGUGAAAUCUGCUCUUGAAGUCUACACAAGGAGUUCCUUUGCCAAUGAUUCCUUCGUGGUGUAAUUUGUGAUUUUGGUGAAGAAGUAUGAAAGAGCUCGUGACUUUUCAAGUUGGGAGUUAUGCUAAUUUUAUCGGUUCUCACUUUUGGAACUUCCAGGAUGAAUUGCUUGGAUUAUUUGAAGACCCCCAAGCCGACAUGGUCUUCAAGAAUCAAAACCUUGAUAUGGAUGUUCUCUAUCGCACUGGAGAGACUCAACAGGGCAUCCCUACAUACACACCUCGCUUAAUUUCAGUCGAUUUUCAAGGAUCUCUUGGAUCCAUGAGUUCACAUGGGACAUUAUACAACCAAAGUUCAUCACUUUCAUCAAGUAUUACUACAUGGAAUGGAAAUGUUUCUACUCAAGCAUCUGAACCCUAUAAAAAGAACUUAUUCUUGCAAAGAUUGUAUGAUGAAGGGAAAGAAAAAGUUGCUAAUGCAAAUGGUGAUUCUCAAAGUGAGAUUCAAGAUACAGAUGUGGUUAAUUCACUUGAAGAAAGUGUCGAGUUUUGGACAGAUUAUUCAAAAGUUCAUUAUCAUCCACAAAGUUUAUUCGAGUUAAACGGGUCAUGGGUCAACCCACAAGAAUUCAACAACUAUGGAAUUGGAAAAAAUACUUUAUCCGAAGGUCUACAAGGAGAUGAAAUCAAUGAAAGAUUCCGUUUCUUCAUAGAAGAAUGUGACCAUGUUCAAGGAAUUCAGUUUAUCAUUGAUGAUUCAGGAGGAUUUUCUGGUGUUGGUGCUUCGAUUUUGGAGAAUAUUGCAGAUGAUUACACUAAUGUUCCUGUUGUACUUUACUCUGUUCGAAGCCCUAGUUCUUUUAUAAACCCUAAAACCCGAAAACAAAACAUUUAUAGUAAUCUUCAUGAUGCUGUGUCGUUUUCAGCACUUUCAUCUUUAUGCAACUUAAUCAUUCCUGUUGGUUUACCAUCUUUAAACGAAAGCAGGUUUUCUCAAUUUCUUAAUCUACAAGACAACAAGCUGUAUCAUUCGAGUGGUGUUUAUGCAUCUGUGAUUCAUUCUGUUUCUCUCCCUUUUCGGAUGAAGAGAAUUGGUCCUAAUGGUGAAUCAUUGUAUGAAUGUGGGGCCAUGGAUUUAUAUGAAGGGAUACAAAUGUUAGCAGGGCAAGGGAGGCAAAAUUACGUUGCUGUCCUUGAUGCUUGCAUUCCAGCACCAUCAUUAGUUGGUAGAGUGUUUAAACAAUCUUUGCUUGAAAAUUUGCUACCUUUGACCCCUGAAACUGCAUAUGAUGUGGAAGACUUGCAAGCCAUUGAAUCGGUUAUAGUGCAGGGAGUCCUUGGAUCUGAGGAGCAUGAGGCCACGUUGUCUGAAGUGAAGGAAGCGAUGGAAACAGCAUACGAGAAGGCAACCACAAGGCCAAGAUUCUCUCAUUUAUCGGUAUCGCGGUGUCCGCUUCCGAUUCUGUUACCGUUUCCUUCGAUCUUCGGAACCCGUGUUGGUAGACGUGGGGAGAUAUUAAGUAACCCGGUAUCGGAAUCGGAAUCUAUGUCAAGGAGGGGAUCGAUUGAUGUCCAUUCCAUUCCUAUGGCGGCCCGAUUGCGUUCUAGUACGGCUAUUUUACCGUUUUUGGAGAACAGAUUGGGGAACAUUCGGAAGUUUGGGCUUGAAAGAGGAUCGAUAGGUGCGGAAGUUCUUAGAAAUUGGGGGUUUGGAAGGGAGGAAGUUGAAGAGAUUGGUGAAAAUCUUUCGAAAUUGGUUGUUACACUUGAUCCUCAUCAGGGUUAUUCCUCUGAUUCUGAUUAAGAUCUUAUAUUUGUUUAUUUCUAUAUAUAAAUAUAACAAGGGUACUAACGGCUUUUCUUUGUAGAAAUCCAUUAGGCAUAUGGAUUUUUAAGGAAUGUCGAUUCUCUUUAAGCGCCUACACUAGUAGUUAUAGUUUGACCUUUUUUGUGUGAAAAAGGGUUUUGACUUUACUCUUUA